AUGGAGCAAAUGAACGUUCUUGCUAGAUUAAAUCACCGCCGCGAUGUCAACGAAUUUAGUCCCCCUGGAGAUCGUGUCAAAUCGGCGUUGAAAUGUCCCAACUUGAAAACCGAGCAUAUCCACCUCGGACACUCAAGAUGCAGUUGCAAAAGCCAUCCAACUCAAUAUUUCGAAACUGUCUGCGAGAGAAUGUGGGGUGGCGACUUUGUCGGAGAAGUCAAUUGUACUUUGCUGCCAGGUUCAGCUGCUCGGUUUGAACUUCGCAACCGACAGUGGACCAAUUGCACCAAUGUUGAUAUGCUACUCAGAGGUGGAGAUCGCUUUGUGCCUGGCGAUUACACCCCUGGUGCUCAAGAGUGGAAUGAUAGUGAGUGGGAUGGAGCCAGCAAGGUGGUAGAUUGGAGAGAUACAGAUUGGGUCACGUUCGCUGAACAGGGAAAAGACACCCGUGGCCAAAACACGGCGAUGGAGGAAGGAAUCAUGUUUACUGAGAGGAGUCAGACUUACAAGGAUGCCCAACUGAUGAAGAGCGAAACGUUCUCGGCCGAUCACAAACUAACUAGACAGGUUAACACGGCAAAUGACUAUGCUGGCAAUAUUAGUGAUGCUGUAGCCAAGUGGAGACAACUGAAAGAUCAGAGAGAAGCCGCAGAACAUGGUCAAUAUAUGCCCCCUUCGCCACCAAGCGUUGGUCAGCCACGAUACCAGAGAAAAGCUUCAAUUCCAAUCAUUGAUCAACCACGACAUAUAAGACAAUUUGCGACACAAAACGGUCAUGAAGCUCAACAUAAUGUUGAAUCGCCAUCAGCUUCAACUGUUGGCACAUCACCAGUUGUCUCAAUUGGUUUGAAAAAGAUGUCUGUUUGGGAAGCAGUACAUUUACGGAGAGAAGAAGGAAAGAAGGAGACUAGUGGACUUGGUGCGCCAUCAACUGCGAAUGUCCUAACACCACUACCUGUCCCACUUGGACCGAGGGCUAUGUCUGUUUGGGAGCUAGCACGAGAUCUAAAAGCGAAACAGAAGAAGGAAAGGAAGGGGCUUGCAGCACAAUCAGACAACGACUUGCAAGGUCCAAAGAAUCUUAUUUCUACUGACACUAGAAGCGCAAAGGGUGAUGGGCACAGUAUGGAUGAUGCGAAUCAAGUUGUAAACAUGGGAACACAAUUACUUGCUGAACGAGAGGUUUCUUUGGCUCCUGUCUAUACAAUCGAAAGCUCGCAAGGCAAACGCAAGAGGAAACGAGAUGAGAAGAGAAACAAUUUUUUGCGGAAUACAUACAACCAACGAAUUGCCCGUCGGGGAAAAAAGUUGAAAGACCAAACGCAGAAACCUGCGCCGUCUGCUCAAGAUAGUGCCCAAGACGUCGAUAUGCAUGUAUCCGUAGAACAACAUAACGCAUCAUCUAGUGCACCACUUUCUAUACCAUGGAAUGGAGUGCCUGAACCUGCGGGUCAUCAGGAGUACAAAAAUACUCUACUAGAGUUUGAUGAUAGCAACUUGAACUUCAAUAAUUAUCCUUCAAUCAAACGACUCACUGAAGAGACUGGAGUGGCAGUUCCGCAAAACUUCUCACAUCCUGGACACGAAGAAUCCUUGACACUUCGUCAGCUAAGACACAUAUCAAGAUACCAGGCAAGGCUUUCAGAACCUAAAUCGGAUCCUCAUUGGAAUCUAGGUAAGACUAAGUUGCGAGCUGAAAGAAGAGCAAUUAGGAAGACCCAAGAGAUUUCAGAACAAUUGAAGAUCCCAUUCGAGCAAAAAGAAACAACACAGAGUGUUCUACAGGCUCAGGUCACACCCGACAUCCUUCUGCAAGAGUCAAGCAAUUUACAAGAACGAGCGGAAAGAAUGGUGAUGGAAAAGCUCCAAGAGAUUGAAGAACAGUCAAAGAUACAAGGCAAUAGGAACAAGCUAGAUAUUCUAAACGAUCCAAAUCAGCUUGAUGCUUUUCUACAAGAUUUCACAGUUUCACAGCAAGAGGUAGUUCGGGAGAUGUGGAUGAAGGAGAAAAACAAGGUUAAUGAGAAGUAUCUCAAACUUUACGGCAAAAACGGGACUGCUAGUGGAGAAGCUGCAAGUAGCUCUCAAUCAGGUAACAGAAGAGUUGAGCAUGCAGACAAACAUGAGGACGACGACAUGGAUGAUUGUGAUAGCGAGUCUAAUGCAGAGGCAUUACUUGGAGGCCACGAUGGGCUUUCAGGUAAAUUGGGACAGUCACGUCCUUCUAAAUUAUCCAGGUUCCUCAAAUCGAAGCGCGAAAACGAGUUGGUGGUACAUAUACUUAACGAUCAAGACAAACUGGAGGCAUAUUUACGAAAUUUCACAAGUGGAGAACAAGAUCUAGCUCUAGCGAGCUGGUUUGAAGUACUACACUUAGCAGAUCGCCGUUUGGGAAAGGUUCUGCGCCGGAUUAGCUUGGUUGCUGCCGACAAUGGCGAAGUGAGUGAUAUCGAGGAUGACGUAGACAAGUUACAGACAGAACGAAGGUUCGAUCAGAAGGUUAGGGCACUGGAGCGCAAAUCCAAGCGUCGGGAAGACCAGAAAAUCCGUGAAGAACAGAAAGAACAGAGGCAGCAGACUUUCAGUCAUGGCGAAACACUCGAAGAGCAUGUGCAAGCUGGUGGAGUCAGUAGCUCCUCAAAUUAUGCCGAUCAUGCGGGAGUCGCGAACAACCAUCAGGAAACAACUGGCAAUUUGUUUAAAUACCAAGCAACGAGAGACGCUGCAGCGUCUCGUGAUGAAACUGACACUGAAGCACAUCAAAAGAGAAAGACAGACGAUCAUCAUUCCGGUCUUUCUCCUGAUAUGGGUGUUAAGAGGAGAAACUCUGGUGAAGAUAGGCUCGAAGUUGAGAGUCAGAAGGCACGUAAUAAGCGAACGAGAGAUCUCUACUAUGCUGGUAAAAUUCCAAGCAUGGAUGUUGAGAAGGCUUGGGAGGCGAGAGGCUAG
Sclerotinia sclerotiorum 1980 UF-70 is the source of this 2949-nucleotide messenger RNA. RefSeq lists its product with no specific name. The record is from RefSeq and is a predicted model, not a curated record. The transcript is spliced from 4 exons. NCBI's taxonomy places the organism in Eukaryota, Fungi, Ascomycota, Leotiomycetes, Helotiales, Sclerotiniaceae. Bases 1 to 2949 code for a protein of 982 amino acids.